AAAAACCUGGAAUAACGAUAAAGUAACAUCUGGUUAAGAAAAAUUUAAAGAGAAAUUAUAUAAUAAUCGAGCUCUCGAAGCUGAAUAUCCUGUUUGACAAAAAAGCUGACAUUCAAGUUUCUUAUAAAGUCUUACAAACAUCCUGCUUCGUAUGGCUUUUCAAAUUAAUUCCGAGGAGUUAGAUUAGCGAUGAAUGAAUUUAUUGAUGUAAUUGUUACAAGUUGAUAUGGCAACGCGAGUUUUUCCGGUUUAAGCCAAGAGCUGGCUUUCUACCACGAAAAUAUGGCAGUGUGAAAUUAGUUGAAUAAAUUUGAACAUCGGUAAUUUUAGUAUUAACAUUAGCAGUGAACAAUAUAUACUUGUUGUAAAAUGUGACAGACUUUUGUUAUCAAUAAAUUAUAAAUAAAUUAGAAAUAUUUAAUGUUGAUUUGUUUUUCAAGGCUUCAUUAAUCGACUACAAUGGCAACGAGUAAAAGUAAGAAGAAGGUUGGAACGAAGACAAAUGGAAAAAAUAAUGGAAAAGGUACUAAAGGUGGUAAUGGCGGCAAAAAUAAAGGAUCAAAGAAAUCAAAAAGAAGCGGCGGAAAAACACGAUUUGCCAUGGACAUCUUUAAUGAGGAAGUGAUGGAAAACGCUUAUUACACAUGUCAUAACAUUAUGGAUGUGCUAAAAUGUCGAGGUUUCCCGUGGCCAGAGGUUCAGAAGAAAAAAGGAAAGAGGAAGAAAUAAA
Molecule: messenger RNA, 730 nt
Organism: Acromyrmex echinatior (Panamanian leafcutter ant)
Lineage: Eukaryota; Metazoa; Arthropoda; Insecta; Hymenoptera; Formicidae
Product: histone-lysine N-methyltransferase SETMAR
Molecular function (GO): nucleic acid binding
Source: RefSeq, a predicted model, not a curated record